Messenger RNA from Daucus carota subsp. sativus, 1850 nucleotides. RefSeq names its product glucan endo-1,3-beta-glucosidase 14. The record is from RefSeq and is a predicted model, not a curated record. Gene Ontology annotation, cellular component: plasma membrane. Gene Ontology annotation, molecular function: hydrolase activity, hydrolyzing O-glycosyl compounds. Gene Ontology annotation, biological process: carbohydrate metabolic process. The transcript has 3 exons. Lineage: Eukaryota; Viridiplantae; Streptophyta; Magnoliopsida; Apiales; Apiaceae. The coding region runs from base 108 to 1364 and encodes 418 amino acids.
CGCUCGCUUGGCUUUAUAUACGCCUACACAUUAUAAAUAUUUCUUCCACCACGACAGUUUAUUCCCCCUUCAUCUCUUUCUCUCUCCCUCUGUCUCUCUCACAAAUCAUGGCAAUUUAUUGUGAUAGAAUUGCCAUGUUACACAUUAUUCUCUUUAUCGUCUCUUUUUCUUUUUCAGGAUUUAGUUUCCUAGCACAAGUCGAGUCUUUCGGAAUCAAUUAUGGCCAAAUUGGCAACAAUCUACCUCAACCGGAAAAAGUUCUCGAGCUUUUAAAAUCGUUGAGGAUCACAAAAGCAAGAAUUUACGACACGAAUCCUCAAAUUUUAAGCGCAUUCGCACACUCGGGCGUCGAACUAAGUGUCACAGUUCCUAAUGAAAUACUAGGCGUUGUGAUGGAUCCCCAACAGGCCCUCCAAUGGGUCACUGCUCACGUAAAACCAUACGUUCCGGCUACAAAAAUCACCGGAAUUGCUGUCGGCAACGAGGUUUUCACCGGCGACGACACAUCCCUGGUGGCCAAACUUGUCCCCGCAAUAAUUAGUAUCCACGGAGCCCUAGUUCAACUAGGCCUUGAUCAGUCUAUUCAAGUCUCCACCCCUUCUUCACUAGCCGUUCUCGCGAACUCCUACCCUCCCUCAGCCGGUUGUUUCCAGCCGGAGCUCACCGGAAUAAUGACACAGUUUCUCCACUUCUUGUCCACAACUAAAUCCCCGUUUUGGAUCAAUGCAUACCCCUAUUUCGCAUACAAAGACUCCCCGAAUGGAAUUUCUCUAGACUAUGUCUUGUUUAACCCUAAUGCCGGAAUGGUGGACCCCUACACGAAACUACACUACGACAACAUGUUGUAUGCUCAAGUGGACUCCGUUCUGUUCGCCAUGCUGCGGCUAGGCUUCAACGGCAUCGAGGUCCGCGUGUCGGAGACCGGGUGGCCGUCGAAAGGUGACCAAGACGAGGUCGGUGCAAGUGCGCAGAAUGCGGCUACUUAUAACAGGAACUUGUUAAGAAGGCAAUACGGGAAUGAAGGGACUCCUUUGAGGCCGAAAAUGAGACUGGAAGUGUAUUUGUUUGCGUUGUUCAAUGAGAACAUGAAGCCGGGACCUAGUUCGGAAAGAAAUUAUGGUUUGUACCAACCUGAUUUGAGCAUGGCCUACAAUGUGGGCCUGUUGGGUUCGUCAAGUAUCACUUCAUCGACACCAACCUCCACCUCAACGUCGACCUCCACUUCCACUUCGACGGCUUCCAUUUCUCUAACAUCUUCUGCAAGUCGUCGUCAUAAGCAGGUGCCAAAGAUGGGAUAUCAAAACCUGGUUUAUUGGACGUUGCUCGUUUAUUUGUCGGCCUUUCACUUUUCUAUGAGGAGGUGAUUAGUUUGUUGAUUAUAUAUUAUUGCAUUUUCACUCAAUCAAAUGCAGCAGCUUAAUUGGCAGCAGAAAUAUGGGUCCUUUUGGCAUUGAAAUAUAUUAUACAUCGCUUAGAACGAGAAAUUCAUCUACAAAAUUAUGAUACCAUGACCCAUUUUUGCCACCUGCCGAAUCAACAACGAAAUACAUAAAAGCCACGGCAGACGGACUGAUGACAUGCGAGCUUCCCCCAGAUUCUAGAUAGAUACAGCGACGAAAUUAAUGAAACGAUUUAUGAUCUUGUAUAUUGUAUAUUACGUAAUUGGGUUUGUCUAGUGUGUGCCCAUGGGCACAUGCUAAGCACGGAAACUCAUACAUUUGGAGUGUUUUUAUUGGUGUGGUUGGUGUGAAUGCAGGGGGGCCAUCAUUAUUAAAAAGUUCAAGAAUCCAAAAGUUCAUUACACUUAGAUAUGUAUGUACAAAUAUCAUCUAUAUCAUGGGAAGUUAUUG